CCUCGCCUCAACACCCGCCGCGCGAUUAAUUCGCGUCGCUCAUUCACGCGCGUUUUAAAAAUAAAACGCGAUUCAAAGUUUUGAAUUAAGAAUGUUUUGAGUUCCAAUUUUUUUUUAUGUCACAUAAAAGUUUAAUAAAUGAAGUUACAAUGACUUCUAAGAUGGAUUUGCUCCAGGAAGGAGAUGCUGGCUCGCGAUCUUUAGCCGCUCGCCACAUAAGUGUUGGUAAUACUGUUACGGGAUUGAACAAUGGAGUCAAUACAACACUUCUUUGUCAUAGUUACAGUGUGCAACCCGACUUCGGGUCUUACUUAGCAGCUUUGGACAGCUACGCAUUAUGGCUCUGGGUAUCCGGGUUCCUGAUACUGCUAGCGAUAUGCGGACUCUACGUCCUCACGCUGCGCUCCGUCUGGCGCCAUUCCCGGGACGCUGUCAUGAAUGUGGCUGUAGUGCUCGCCGUCUACCCGGUAGUAGCGGCGUCAGCAUACAUAACUACAGUGGUGCCCCGAGCGACGCUGGUAUGCGAAGCCAUCGCGCAGCAAGCAGUCAUGUUCGGGAUGUACCACUUCUACUGCAUGAUCAUUGAUGAUUGCGGCGGUGUUGAUAAGCUCGUCAGGCAAGCAGGCGACUGUUAUCUGGAGACAAGGGUCCCUCCUUGUUGCUGCUGGCCAUGCUGCGUUAUUCCUCGACCGCGUCUUCAGAGGCGCAAUAUUCUCCGGCUACGUUAUCUCGUAGUUCAGAUGCCGAUAAUUCAAGGAAUCAUCUACAUCAUCAUCCUCCUCAUUUGGGUAGAAGACAUGAUGCUGUACAUCCGCAGUUUCCCGUUCUUCCAGCCGUUCGUAGUCGCGUCCAUCCUGACCGGCAUCUGGGGGGUGACGAUGUCCGUCAAAGCCGCCGAGGCGUCCGGUCUCCGUCCGAAGCCGAAAUUUUUCGUGCUGCAGCUCGCGCUUCUGAUCGUGAAGCUUCAGUGCGGCAUCAUAAGGUUCCUGCCGCGGGCCUUCACGAUGCCCUGCCUCAUGUCAGUGAAUCCCAUCGUGUUUGUCAAUCUGCUGCAGAACAGCUUGACCCUCGUGGAGAUGCUUCUCCUGUCUGCGCUGGCCUGGCGCCUGUACAGCGGCCCCCCGUCUCGAGCCGGGAAGGUCCAGCACGCAGUCAUCGCCACCGUGGAUGACAGCAUCUUCGACGUCAAGUCCAUCAAGGACAGCUUGGAUUCCAAGUCUUUUAAAGGGAAACACGACAAGUGAACGACAGAAAAUCUCUCAGAGAUAUGAUAAUUUUUGUGAUUGUAAUUUUUAUUGGAUGUUGUCAGAUUGAAAAUCUAGAUGUGUUUUUGUCCAAAUUGUAGAAAUUGUAUGUAGUGCACGAUGACAGUGAGUUCUUUGAUAGUGUUUAUUUAUAGAUAUCGCUAGAUAUUAAGAGGCUAACAUGUAUGAUGUAAGUCAAAAGAUUGGAAAAACCAGUAAUAAUAAACAUUAAUAAUGUUUAAUUAAA
Ostrinia furnacalis (Asian corn borer) is the source of this 1491-nucleotide messenger RNA. Its product is annotated as organic solute transporter alpha-like protein. Bases 117 to 1244 code for a protein of 375 amino acids. Lineage: Eukaryota; Metazoa; Arthropoda; Insecta; Lepidoptera; Crambidae. The transcript has 7 exons. The record is from RefSeq and is a predicted model, not a curated record.